AUGGGCAACUUCGGUCCUGGAGGGCCGGUGUUCUGCCAAAAAGUUUCUAGUAUUCCUACUUUACCCAGAGCUACAGUGAGAGUAACACCAGACAGAUCUGUGUUCACUGGAGAGACAGUCACUCUGAAGUGUGAGAUAGAGGAUCAGGACAGAUCAUUAAACUGGACAUAUCGGUGGGAUAACAGACGUACUUCAGUGUUUAACUCUGAGCGUUACACUGUAGACGGAGACUCUCUCACUAUCAAUGGAGUUACUGAAUCUGAUCAGAAUAAUUACUGGUGUGUAGUAGAGAGAGAUGGACGACCACAAAAAAGCCUAUAUGUUGAUCUUACUGUAAAGGCUUUACCCAGAGUUACAGUGAUAGUAACACCAGACAGAUUUGUGUUCACUGGAGAGACAGUCACUCUGAAGUGUGAGAUAGAGGAUCAGUACAGAAACUGGAGAUAUCUGUGGAAUAACAGUCGUACUGAAAUGUUAAACUCUGGGCGUUACACUGUAAACAGAGACUCUGUCAUUAUUAAUAGAUUUACUGAAUCUGAUCAGAAUGAGUACUGGUGUAGUGCAGAGAUUGAUGGACGACCACAGACUUUAGUAUCAAGCUCACCUGUUAAUCUUACUGUGAAGGCUUUACCCAGAGUUACAGUGAGAGUAACACCAGACAGAUCUGUGUUCACUGGAGAGACAGUCGAUCUGACGUGUGAGAUAGAGGAUCAGUACAGUGACUGGAGAUAUCAGUACAGUGACUGGAGAUAUCAGUACAGUGACUGGAGAUAUCAGAACAGUGACUGGAGAUAUCUGUGGUAUAAAGGCGGAACUGGAAGUUCAGUGUUUGAGGGAAAAAUCUACACCAUCAGAUCACCAUCAGAUCAGGAUGAGUUCUGGUGUAGAGGAGAGAAAUAUGGACGACCAUCAUCCUCACAGGACAGUGAUCAUGUGACUCUCUCUGUUAAAGCUUUACCCAGAGUUACAGUGAUAGUAACACCAGACAGAUCUGUGUUCAUUGGAGAGACAGUCACUCUGAAGUGUGAGAUAGAGGAUCAGUACAGAUCAUUAAACUGGAAAUAUUGGUGGGCUAACAGACAUACUUCAGAGCGUUACACUGUAAACAGAGACUCUCUCACUAUCACUCGAUUUACUCAAUCUGAUCAGGAUGAGUACUGGUGUAGUGCAGAGAUACACGGACGACCACAAUCUUCACGAAGAAGCUCAUCUGUUGAUCUUACUGUAAAGGCUUUACCCAGAGCUACAGUGAGAGUAACACCAGACAGAUCUGUGUUCACUGGAGAGACAGUCACUCUGAAGUGUGAGAUAGAGGAUCAGUACAGUAACUGGAGAUAUCUGUGGUAUAAAGACAGAACUGGGACUGCAGUGUUUAAGGAAAACAUCUACACCAUCAGAUCACCAUCAGAUCAGGAUAAGUUCAGGUGUAGAGGAGAGAGAGAUGGACGACCCUCAUCCUCACAGUACAGUGAUCAUGUGACUCUCUCUGUUAAAGCUUUACCCAGCAUUACAGUGAGAGUAACACCAGACAGGUCUGUGUUCACUGGAGAGACAGUCACUCUGAAGUGUGAGAUAGAGGAUCAGUACAGAUCAUUAAACUGGACAUAUCUGUGGUAUAAACGUGGUAAUGAAGUGUUUAACUCUGGGCGUUUCACUGUAAACAGAGGCUCUCUCACUAUCAAUACAAUUACUCAAUCUGAUCAGGAUAAGUACUGGUGUAGUGCAGAGAUACACGGAAGACCACAAACAAAAUCAAGCUCUGCUGUUAAUCUCACUGUGAAUGGAUCAAAACCAAAACCCAAACUCACAUCAAGUGAAGGAUCUGUACUGACAGGUAACACAGUGACUCUGAAGUGUCACAUUGAUCAUUGGUCUACUGGAGGGAAGUUUUACUGGUACAAAAACACACAAAACACUGAGAAGACGACAACAGAAACAAACUCUUACACAAUCAACAGAGUUAAAGUUUCAGAUGGAGGUCAGUACUGGUGUAGAGCUGGAAGAGGUCAACCAGACUAUUACACAGACUACAGUGAUGGACUGUGGAUAAAUGUUAAAGACAGUCCUAAACCUGUAGUGAGUGUUGAUCCUGACAAACAGCUGUUCAGAGGAGAAACUGUUACUCUGAGAUGUGACAUACAGGAUACAGGAGACACUGAGUGGACAUACAGCUGGACUGCAGAGACAUAUAACUUGUAUAGGCGGUUCUACUGUGACACACAAGAGUGUAAAAUCAACAACAUUCAACAGACUGACAGUGGUAAAUACACCUGUAGAGGAAAGAUACGUGAACACAACACUGAGAUGAGUGAUGCUGUUACACUGACUGUAUCAUCAGAUAAACCACAGACAGUUUUAAGUGUUUCUCCAGACCGGUGGUUGACUGAAGGAGAAUCAGUGACUCUGAUUUGUGAGGUUAGAAGUUCAUCUACAGGCUGGACAUUCAGCUGGUUCACUGUACAGAGUCAUUACUCAGUUGACUAUCAGCUGGUGUCAAACAGCAGUGGAGGAUCUAAAGGCAUCUACACAGUGAGUUCAGUGACUGUGAAGCACACAGGAGUUUAUAUGUGCAGAGCAGAGAGAGGAGAUCCAGUCUAUCACACAGAGUACAGUAACACACAAACACUGUGGAUCACUGGUGUUUCUCCUUCAGUCUCUCUGAUCAUCAGACCCAACAGAUCUCAACACUUCUCAUCUGAAUCUCUCUCUCUGAGCUGUGAGGAUCACAGUAUCUCUACUGGAUGGACAGUGAGAAGAUACACAGACGAACUGAAACCUUGUUCAUCAUCAGACUGGAGAUCUACAGAAACAACAUCUACAUGUACCAUCAGAUCUCUCCACACAUCUGAUACUGGAGUGUACUGGUGUCAGUCUGAAUCUGGAGAGAAACUUCAUCCUGUUAAUAUCUCAGUACACAAUGCUGAUGUGAUUCUGGACAGUCCUGUUCAUCCUGUGACUGAAAGAGAUCCUCUGACUCUACGCUGUUUAUAUCGAGAUAAAAACCCCUCUAACCUGAGAGCUGAAUUUUAUAAAGAUGGAUCAGUGGUGCAGAGUCGGACUACAGGAGACAUGAUGAUCAUCCCUACAGUCUCAAAGUCACAUGAGGGUUUCUACUACUGUAAACACCCAGAGAGAGGAGAGUCUCCAAAGAGCUGGAUCUCAGUCAGAGCCACAAGAUCUUCAUCUCUUGGUCUUAAUCUUGGUUUUGUACUGAGCUUCAUGUUUUUGAUCUUUUUCUUGGUCCUGCUGUGGUGCUACAAAAACAAAAAAUUAUCUCAGUGUCUCUCAGCUGUCAGUCAACAGCAGAACAUCAGUCAGACAUCAGAUCAGAAACAGACUGAAGAUGUUUACACUCCAUUGCCGACUGACAAUGUAAAUGAAUCAGCUGAUCACAUCUAUGCUGAUAUUGAACUGAAACCUAAGAAAGAAAUGAAGAAAAAGAUGAAACACAAGAAAGACAAUGUAAGUGAAGCAGCUGAUCACAUCUAUGCUAAUAUUGAACUGAAACCUCAGAAAGAAAUGAAGAAAGACAAGAAAGGGAAUACCAGUGAAGGUGGGAAAAAUGUGUACUCUAAACUGAAGAAAGGAGGAGGUCAAGGUGUUGCUUUUGGAUCUGUUGAUGUGGCCUACUCUUAGAGGAGGAAAAGAUGGCAAUACAGUAGCUAAUGCUUAAUAUUAUCAAUAUAAAGCUUUGUGUGCAUCAGAGUAAAUGUUUCCUAAACUUUGAUUUUCUAAUAGCAUAAAAGAGUUUACUUAUCAUGUGGAGCGCAGAUGCUCCUUCAAAAAUGAGACAAUGAUAUUAACCGAAUGCUCUCGGCAAGAAAACUGUAAGAAACUAUAGUAAGAAACUCUUUACUAUACUGAAACUACAGUUUCUGUUUUGUUUACAAAUCUGUACAGAAA
This is a messenger RNA of Paramisgurnus dabryanus, 3903 nucleotides long. Its product is annotated as basement membrane-specific heparan sulfate proteoglycan core protein-like. Gene Ontology annotation, molecular function: transmembrane signaling receptor activity. Gene Ontology annotation, biological process: cell surface receptor signaling pathway; immune response. Lineage: Eukaryota; Metazoa; Chordata; Actinopteri; Cypriniformes; Cobitidae. The record is from RefSeq and is a predicted model, not a curated record. Gene Ontology annotation, cellular component: external side of plasma membrane.